AUGGAACCUCUGAGCAUCCUUUCCAAGCAUUAUGGCCAUGAGGAGGAGGAACGCAACAACCUGCUGUCCACUGCUAGUAUUAUUAAUAUCCCAUCCAUAAGAACUCAUUGCAGUUCUGCCUACAGAUGGUGUCGCAGCAGAGUUUCCUGGCAAACCAUGCUGGAAGCAGUAGUGCUGUGGACGGCUCUCAUUCUCUUGCUUGUCAAGAUUACCUAUCAUACCCCACAACCACCCGAAACGGUGCAACUCUUUGGGACCAACUAUACCGUGGCAAAUACGACCUACAUUGUACAAACCAGUCAAGGGCUUCGAGGUAGCAUUGCUACUGAAAUUGGAUUCUUGACGGCAUUGACUCGGUUGAAAAUUUCCCAAAACCAACUUUCUCAAAGCAUCCCCUCCGAAAGGAUUGCUCACAAAAUUUAACGUUCA
This is a messenger RNA of Seminavis robusta, 429 nucleotides long. The record is from the annotation of a GenBank genome assembly. NCBI's taxonomy places the organism in Eukaryota, Bacillariophyta, Bacillariophyceae, Naviculales, Naviculaceae.